Messenger RNA from Micromonas commoda, 2331 nucleotides. RefSeq lists its product with no specific name. Gene Ontology annotation, molecular function: protein binding. The transcript has a single exon. Bases 1 to 2331 code for a protein of 776 amino acids. Lineage: Eukaryota; Viridiplantae; Chlorophyta; Mamiellophyceae; Mamiellales; Mamiellaceae. The record is from RefSeq and is a predicted model, not a curated record.
AUGCGACGUGCGCGUGAUCCCCGGGUCGCAACCGGCGCGCUGGUUUGCGUCAUUGCGCUCGCGUUGGUAUCGGGUACUGCGGCGCUUAGCGACUGCGUGAAAAAGACGGAUGGCGCCUACCUCGGAUGCGAGGACCUGGCCGACGGGUUGACCAAGGGCCCGUACGUAACGAGCAAGUCGGACUACAAAUUGUUUUCCUUCGAGUUGCCUGCCAACACGGACGCGACGCUGACGCUCGAGGUGAACGCCGGCGACGGCGAUGCGGACCUCUACGUCUACGGUCCAAAGUAUGCUUCGGGGGUUUCGCUACCGGGGCCGUCCAAUUACGAGUGGAGAUCUCAUCACGCCGUGGGCGACGACGUGGUCCACAUAUCGCGUUACGACGAGGGCGGUAACCCCGCGGGCAGGUAUAAGGUUGGCGUGUGGGGCUGGUCGAUCCGUAGCGCACCAAACAGCGGGGGCACGACGUGGAAGCUCAGGUUGGACUUGCAGUCUUCGGAGGUGAACAACACAGCCCUGCAGAAGGCGGCGAUGAAGCAGGUGUACGACAAGUGCUGCACAGCGUCUGGCGGUGCCUCCACCGGUUCAGGUAACGCGGCGACGGGCGGACCUGAGUCGGAUGGUUCUGCCGUCCGGUGCUCGGCGUGGAAGGAGAAAGGGAAGGACGACACGGACUUUUGCCACAUGCGAGGUUCACUGUGCAACUCGGCGGGCGAACUCACUCACCUUCACCUCGCGGGCUUCGGGCUUAGUUGUGAGUUUCCCGUGGCAGAUUUGGCGCCGGUGCUGCGCACGGUGCACAGAUUGGACAUCAGCAGUAACCCGGACCUGGAGGGUGGCACAAACGCGGCGAACACCUUCAUGGCUCUCAGUGCGACAGUCGCGCCGAACAUGACGCACUUUCACGCCUCUUAUUCUCCGGUGUUCAGAUCAACCUCGGCGACAUCCGAUACCUUUCCCGCGGCGGUGUGCUCCGUGUUACCUCCCAAUCUGAUCUCCGUGCGAAUCAGCCAGACGGAGGCAAAGGGUACGAUUCCGGACUGCAUGAUUCAGACACAUCUGCGUGAGCUUGAGAUGUCCUCCAACGCCCUCUCGGGUCAAAUUCCCGGACCGUACAACGCGGGCGCGAGCAACCCGAGCGAUAUCGAGGUACUGCUCGCGGACAACUGCGAGUUCACGGGGACCAUCCCAUCGAAUUGGGCCGAUCACGCACCGAGACUGAACGCCUUCUCCGCGGCGAACAACGAGCUGACUGGAUCCAUCCCAGCUUUCAUGGAGGAAACCCUGGAGAUGAUCCGACUUUGGGGGAACCUUCUCACUGGCGGUAUUCCAAACAGUUUGGCGUCGCUGCCCAGCCUCAGGCAAUUGUACCUUCAGGAUAACCAGCUCACCGGGUCAAUACCGGAGGGACUGUUCAGCGGGAGCAACCUGCUUUAUGCGUACCUUGACGACAAUGCGCUGACUGGCACAAUGCCCGACCGGUCAGCCUACGGGCCCAAGCUUCGCGUACUCAACGUGCAGAACAACGCGCUCGAGGGCAAUCCGCUUCCAAACGUUUUGCUCGACGCGCCCGCGCUCUACAGCUACAGAGCCGGCGGCAACCUGUUCUCUGCAAGGCUCCCAGCGGUGACCGAGUACGACGAGACUACCCAGGCGCACAAGCUGACAAAGCUCAAGGAGUUGCGUAUACUGGAUUUGUCCGGCAACAAGAUGUACGGCCCGGCUCCCGCCGAGUACGAGCAGCUCGUCAUCAUAACCCCUGGGGAGAAGGGGUUUCUACAAUACCUCAACGCGAACAACCGCUGGCAACCGCUGGUCCACGUCCUUGACCUGAGCUCCAACGAACUGAGCGGGCAGGUACCGGCGUGGGCGAACAAGUGGAACCCGUUGAUUAAAAUCAACAUCACCGGCAACAACUGGGCGUGCCCAAUCCCUGAUGAGAGCAAAGAUAUCGAUGGUUUGACCUGCGUGGAUGGAGACGGCACACGAAGGGACAGGUUCGGUGGCGUCGUCUUAGGCAACGGAACGACCAACUACCGAGAGGAACCGAGGAAAAAAUCGAGCGGGUUCUUCGGAGGAGCGGAUUCGAUGGGAUGGUCGGUGGUUGUGUUGAUCCUGAUUAUUGUGCUGGUGGUGUGGACGAUGGCCGUGAUUCGAAAUUACGUGAAGCGAAAGCUGUACCCGAGAGACGAGGAUGAUGAGGAAAACUUUUCGGGACCGAUGGCAAACAUGGAUGGUUUGGAGCUGACGGACGUCGGUCCACCGCGGCCGCAAGAAGGGGCUAAUCGACCGCGCAUGACGUCGCGUGGAAUGCCACUUUUCAACGAUUGA